Felis catus (domestic cat) is the source of this 2708-nucleotide messenger RNA. It is a transcript of the gene SEPTIN8, whose product is annotated as septin 8. Gene Ontology annotation, biological process: cytoskeleton-dependent cytokinesis. Gene Ontology annotation, molecular function: GTPase activity; GTP binding; molecular adaptor activity. Gene Ontology annotation, cellular component: septin ring; microtubule cytoskeleton; cell division site. Lineage: Eukaryota; Metazoa; Chordata; Mammalia; Carnivora; Felidae. Bases 27 to 1550 code for a protein of 507 amino acids. The transcript has 10 exons. The record is from RefSeq and is a predicted model, not a curated record.
AGUUGAUUGCACUUCCAGGAGGUGGAAUGGAAAAGGCCUUUCCCUCAGAUUCCCAUGCUGGCAUUUCUGUGAGGAUUUCGGGUAUUAUCUCCAUGGUGGGCCAAGGCACAAAGACAGGACUGACUCAGAAUGCAGAGCCAGAGCCCCGGAGCCUCUCCCUUGGUGGCCACGUGGGCUUCGAUAGCCUCCCGGACCAGCUCGUCAGCAAGUCAGUCACACAGGGCUUCAGCUUUAAUAUCCUCUGCGUGGGGGAGACUGGCAUUGGCAAGUCCACGCUGAUGAACACUCUCUUCAACACGACCUUCGAGACCGAGGAAGCCAGUCAUCAUGAGGAGUGUGUGCGCCUGCGGCCCCAGACCUACGACCUCCAAGAGAGCAACGUGCACCUCAAGCUGACCAUCGUGGAUGCUGUGGGCUUCGGGGAUCAGAUCAAUAAGGAUGAGAGUUACAGGCCCAUAGUUGACUACAUCGACGCGCAGUUUGAAAACUACCUGCAGGAGGAGCUGAAGAUCCGCCGCUCACUCUUCGACUACCACGAUACGAGGGUCCACGUCUGCCUCUACUUUAUCACGCCCACUGGGCACUCCCUCAAGUCCCUGGAUCUGGUGACCAUGAAGAAACUAGACAGCAAGGUGAACAUUAUUCCCAUCAUUGCCAAGGCUGACACCAUCUCCAAGAGUGAGCUCCACAAGUUCAAGAUCAAGAUCAUGGGCGAGCUGGUCAGCAAUGGGGUUCAGAUCUACCAGUUUCCCACUGAUGAUGAGGCUGUUGCCGAGAUUAACGCAGUCAUGAACGCGCACUUGCCCUUCGCUGUGGUAGGCAGCACUGAAGAGGUGAAGGUGGGGAACAAGCUGGUCCGAGCACGGCAGUACCCAUGGGGAGUGGUGCAGGUGGAGAAUGAGAACCACUGUGACUUUGUGAAGCUCCGGGAGAUGUUGAUCAGAGUGAACAUGGAGGACCUCCGAGAACAGACCCACAGUCGGCACUACGAGCUGUACCGGCGCUGCAAGCUGGAGGAGAUGGGCUUCCAGGACAGCGAUGGUGACAGCCAGCCCUUCAGUCUGCAGGAGACUUACGAGGCCAAGCGCAAGGAGUUCCUGAGUGAGCUGCAGAGGAAGGAGGAAGAGAUGAGGCAGAUGUUCGUCAACAAAGUGAAGGAGACAGAGCUGGAGCUGAAGGAGAAGGAGAGGGAGCUGCACGAGAAGUUUGAGCACCUCAAGCGGGUCCACCAGGAGGAGAAGCGCAAGGUGGAAGAGAAGCGCAGGGAGCUGGAGGAGGAGACUAGCGCCUUCAACCGCAGGAAGGCCGCGGUGGAGGCCCUGCAGUCCCAGGCCUUGCACGCCACCUCGCAGCAGCCUCUGAGGAAGGACAAGGACAAGAAGAACAGAUCAGAUAUAGGAGUACACCAGUCGGGCAUGAGCCUCUCCAACUCUAAGGUGAUGAUGACCAAGGCCAGUGUGGAGCCCUUGAACUGCAGCAGCUGGUGGCCCGCCAUACAGUGCUGCAGCUGCCUGGUCAGGGACGCGACGUGGAGGGAAGGAUUCCUCUGAGGCAGCAGCUCCACCACGUGGGGCCAGCCCAGGACCACCAGGGCAUGGAACUAGAGACCGUGGUUUUUAAUGUUAGAACAGAAAACCCCAUACCUUUCAUAUAUCAAUGACCAAAAGUGCAAACAAGUUAAAUUUCCAUCAGGGAGCAUCCGAUGUUGCCCAACCCCUUCCAUUCCCAUCCAUGGCCCCAAAAGGGACUUGAAGCUUAAUACUCAUUCUGUGGCCAAGCUGAGCUUCAACCUUGGAGAGAAAAGACAAUCUGCUUCCUGGGAUGGUCAUUAAGAGCUUAAAGUACCUAGAUGACAAUGUUUCAGUUCUGAAAAACAGAAGCAUACUAUUCAAGAUUAAGAUAGCAGAAAAGUUACUUGUAUCUGUAUACUGCAACUUGGCAACAAUGGCCAGUUUUCAGAAUGAAACAGCCCUUAGUGAUUUAAUCUUCAUGCUUCCUAACCGACCAAAACCCCAUACAUUUCCCAUUGCAUAAUUUUGCCUUACUAACGGAAUCAUUCCUUAAGAAUGACCAUCAUUCCCCAACUCAAAAAAUACCAACUAAUACAAUAUUUUUUAAGUGCCAGAUCAAUAUGGUCUAAAGCCUCAAUAAGGAUCGUGUGUAGGUGAAUAAAGACAGCUAAGUGAAUGUGUGUAAAGUGUAGCACAGGCAGACAGCUUUUUAUGUACAGUAUUCAUAGAAUGGAAAGUUAAAUAUUUUUGCAGUGUGUAUUUAAAGAGAAACUCACCACAACAGUGCCGUCAAAAAAAUCUUUAUAAUCUAUUGUCUUUUAGAAGCGGGGGUCUGGUGGAACUGUGUUGGAUUUAAGAUCUCCAUUUUCCCUCUUACGUGUGUCAUGAGCCCUGUGGGUCACCUCACUGUGGUAUGUGUAAGGACGUGUGCACGCCUGUGCUUUGCCAUCCUAUGUUGUGAACAGCUGUUCCAAAGGCGCACACGAGUCUAGGGCAGACUCUGCAAACUCCUCGUAUUUACUAUGGUCAAGAAGUCCAGCGGUAUCCCAAUAUAGAGGUCCCAGUGCAGUCUGUCCAAAAUAGCCAGCUCCACCCUCAGCAGCUCGCCCGGGGUAUAGCCAGAGCCGUAGUGCUUUAUGAAGUCUUUUAUGCGUGGAAUUAACUGUAAAAAGAAAAUAAAGAGGCCAAAGCCCUGUA